AUGUCGCACCCGCAACCACCUCAAAGACAGCCCACGCCCUCUGAAACGGAGAGCUACCUCCGCGCAGUCCACUAUGUCGCGCUUACUGCGCUCGUUGCAUGCCCUGCGCUCGCUCUCAUCCCACCACGCAAGUUCGAUCUCUAUACGUUAGGCCUAGUCGGUACGACCGCCAUCUCUGCCAACUACCUUACUCGCGAACAGACGGGGCGGUCGAUAUGGCAGCAUGUCUCUGGCCAACGGAAGCCGGUCCUUGGAUCGUUGCCACCCACCGAGCAAGCGAACCUCAACCGGGAGCUACACCAUGCGCAGGCCUGGAAAGCACAGCGGGAGAAGGAAAUACAAGAUGAUCUAGAUGUAGGCAAGGGCUUCGGCGAGAUGAUCACAGAUCAGAUAUGGGAGGUUUGGAAUGGUGGCAAGAAGACGAGCGAAGACGGCACGGAUGAUGAGCGUUGA
Molecule: messenger RNA, 453 nt
Organism: Baudoinia panamericana UAMH 10762
Lineage: Eukaryota; Fungi; Ascomycota; Dothideomycetes; Mycosphaerellales; Teratosphaeriaceae
Exons: 2
Coding region: 1-453 (150 amino acids)
Source: RefSeq, a predicted model, not a curated record